AGAAUAUUUUAUAUUAAAUUUUAUUUUCAGUUUGUUUCAAAACUUUUUGGGUUUGUUCGUGGAAAACUUGGUAGAUGCUCAAUGUGUUGUAAUGCUAACCAACGAGUUGUAAAAGAAGAAAAUGAUAAAAACAAAAAUAUUCCAGAUAGAGGAAAGAAGAGAAGGAAAAGCUCGAUAAGAAAACCAAAACUUUUGGGUAUGCGACAACGUGAAUCAGUUAUUUUCAAUAAAACAGAAAAUCAAAUUGAAAUAUUUGAAAACCUCUUAAAUCUUUACAAUUCCCCCAAAGAUGUAAUUAAUUUAAAAAACAAUCCAGAACCUUUAAUUAAAUUGGGAAUUGAUUCUAAACAAUUUUCAACAAUUUUGGAGGAAUUAUACUUUUUUGUACAAAAAAGUGAGCAACUCAAAGAAGCAGAAAGAAGGAUAAAAGACAGAAAAGUGAGAAAAAAGAAUGGAAAUUAA
Messenger RNA from Meloidogyne enterolobii, 462 nucleotides. The record is from the annotation of a GenBank genome assembly. Lineage: Eukaryota; Metazoa; Nematoda; Chromadorea; Rhabditida; Meloidogynidae.